This is a messenger RNA of Fraxinus pennsylvanica, 1398 nucleotides long. The record is from the annotation of a GenBank genome assembly. Lineage: Eukaryota; Viridiplantae; Streptophyta; Magnoliopsida; Lamiales; Oleaceae.
AUGCCUCAGAAAGCUUAUACCAAUAGAAGCGACCACCCGUUUAAUUGCUUCAGCCUGGGGAUUAAUAAGCUUCGCAUAGAAUUGAACUGGACGAUGAAUUUCUACAUUUCUGCUCUGUUUUUGCUGCUUCUCUUUGGCUACUCCACAGCUCGGCAGCAAGGAGAAACUUGUGUUUCGAACAGCAACUGCGAUUCCGGGCUGCAUUGCGAGACCUGCGUCGCCAAUGGCAAUGUUCGACCGCGCUGCACUCGAAUUCAACCUCUAAAUCCUUUCUCCAAGGUGAAAGGGUUGCCGUUCAAUCGGUACACGUGGUUAACAACGCACAAUUCGUUUGCUAGAUUGGGGGCAAGGUCUGCAAAUGGAGGAUUGGUUUUAACUACCAGGAAUCAGCAAGACACCAUCACCGAUCAGCUCAAUGAUGGUGUUAGAGGGUUGAUGCUUGAUAUGUACGACUUCAAUAAUGAUAUCUGGUUAUGCCACUCAUUUGGUGGCAAUUGCUACAACUACACGGCCUUCACACAAGCCACAAAUGUUUUGCAAGAGGUUCGAGUUUUUCUCGAAGCAAACCCUGCUGAAAUCAUCACCAUUAUCAUUGAAGAUUACGUUAGAUCUCCUAAUGGAUUGACAAGGGCUUUCAAUGCCUCUGGCCUGAUGAAAUUCUGGUUUCCAGUGUCAAGGAUGCCUAGAAAUGGCCAAGAUUGGCCAACGGUUGAUGACAUGGUUCAGAAGAAUCAGCGUUUAGUAGUCUUCACUUCUAGAGCUUCCAAGGAAUCUUCUGAACGCAUUGCUUAUCAAUGGAGAUACAUGGUGGAAAAUCAAUAUGGUGAUGGUGGAAUGAGAGUUGGAUUGUGUCCAAAUCGUUCAGAAUCACCCGCAAUGAAUGUAACCACACGAUCACUGGUCCUGAUGAAUUAUUUUCCAGAUACUCCAAGUUUAACCCAAUCUUGCAGAUACAAUUCAGCCCCAUUAAUUAGCAUGAUGAACACGUGUUAUGAAGCAGCCGGUAAAAGGUGGCCUAACUUCAUUGCUGUUGAUUAUUACAGGCGAAGCGACGGAGGAGGUGCACCUCAAGCAGUAGAUACGGCUAAUGGCCAACUAGUUUGUGGUUGUGCAAACAUAGCCUCUUGCAAGGAAAAUAUGACUUUUGGAGCAUGUAAACUGGCUGAGGAUAUAGCUCCAAGUGGAGCAUUCAAUAAUCAAACUAGCUUUGGACAAUUCGAUAGCAGACCCAUUCGAUUUCAGUGGCUGUUUAUUACAGCGGUGACGGAGGACGCAGAGUACGGGUCAUUGGAUUUGGAGGAGGUUUUGAAUUUCGUUGACUUGGAGCAUGACUUAAUUUUUGCUGCGGAAGUCAGUGCAUCAGAUUUGAUCCGAAAUGUUGCUGUUGAAUGUGGGUAG